Molecule: messenger RNA, 819 nt
Organism: Colletotrichum spaethianum
Lineage: Eukaryota; Fungi; Ascomycota; Sordariomycetes; Glomerellales; Glomerellaceae
Product: arylsulfatase
Exons: 3
Coding region: 1-819 (272 amino acids)
Molecular function (GO): glycosaminoglycan binding; N-acetylglucosamine-6-sulfatase activity
Source: RefSeq, a predicted model, not a curated record
AUGUUGCCGGUCCCUAGCUUGUCGACACUGGCGACGCUGGCGCUUGGCGCCUCCGCCGUUGUUGCUCAGACGGUGCAGCAGCGCCAGCCCAACAUUGUCUUCAUCCUGACGGACGACCAGGACGAGCAGCUGGGCUCCCUUGACUACAUGCCCUAUGUCCAGAAGCACUUUGUCAAAGAGGGCACGUAUUACCGCAAACAUUUCUGUACCAUUGCAAUCUGUUGUCCGUCUCGCGUCAGCUUGUUGACAGGCCAGGCGGCCCACAACACCAACGUCACUUACGUUACGCCUCCCCACGGUGGCUACCCUAAGUUUGUGUCCCAGGGCUACAAUGAGAAGUAUCUGCCUGUAUGGCUCCAGGAUGCUGGAUACAACACCUACUACACUGGCAAGCUCUUCAACGCUCACAGCACCGACAACUGGAACAAUCCCUUCCCCAAAGGAUGGACUGGCAGUGAUUUCCUUUUGGACCCCAAUACAUAUCUCUAUCUGAACGCCACGUUCCAGAGAAACCAGAGCCCGCCUCAGACCUUCCCUGGCGAGUACAGUAAUGACUUGGUUGCCGACAGAGCAUUGGGUUUCUUGGAUGACGCUCUCAAAUUCAAUGGCAGCAAGCCCUUCUUCCUUGGUGUCGCGCCAAUUGGUCCUCACAACAACGGCCUUGGCGGCGAAACAAGUGCAGGUGCCACGCCGCCUAUCCCGGCAAAGAGACACGAGAACCUUUUUGCCAACGUCACUGUGCCUCGUACUUACAACUUCAAUCCUGAGAAGGUGAGGGCUCUAUUGUCCCGUCGUCUCAGUCUCAAAAAUGGCGACUAA